AGUUGUGGAGACGAACCGCUUUGGCUUCAUUCUAGGGAAUGGAGAAACUGACAGGGAUGGUCCAUGUCCUGAGUUAGUGAGACACCGAGAGUCCAAGUGGCUCAGCCUCAUGACUCAAUGGGAGCAAGUGAUGGAAAAAAAGAGCAACAAGGUCAAAGGUCAGUGUCAGAAGGGCAUCCCAGCAUCGGUCAGGGCAAAGGGCUGGCCACUGCUCUGUGGAGCUAAGGAUAGAAAAGAAAAAAAUGAGAGACUCUAUGAACGUCUAGUCAAAGCUCCAGAUCAUCAGGGAUGGACCGAUAUCAUCAAAAGAGACACAGACAGACAGUUUCCCUUCCAUGAGAUGUUCCUGUCCAAAGAUGGCCAUGGUCAGAAGGACUUGCUGGAGGUCCUGAAAGCGUACACUCAGUAUCGCCCAGACGAGGGCUACUGUCAGGCGCAGGGUCCGGUGGCUGCUGUCCUUCUGAUGAACAUGCCUGCUGAGGAGGCGUUCUGGUGUCUGGUGCAGAUUAGUGAGCUCUACCUCCCUGGAUACUACAGCCCUCUGCUGGAAGGUGUUUUAUUCGAUGCUGCUGUUCUCUCAAGCAUUUUAAAAAAACAGUGUCCAGCUGCACACAAACACCUACAGAAUCAGGGGGUGGAGCCUCUGAUGUUUGCCACUGAUUGGCUGAUGUGUUUGUACAGCCGUCACCUGCCCUUCGACACUGUACUCAGAGUCUGGGAUCUCUUUUUCUGCUAUGGUGUGCGUGUUUUGUUUCAGGUCGCUGUGGUGCUGGUGCGUCGAUGUCUGGGAGAAGGACGGCUGCGAAAGGAGUGUGACGGACAGAUGGAAACGCUGGAGAGAUUGCGAGGUGUUAAACAGCGUGUUCAACAUGAGCAGGCUGAUGCCUUUAUCCAUGAGGUAUGUUCGGUGUCCCUGUCCUUGACGGACCUGCAAAAACAAACUGAGAAAGAGCUGGAGAAAUGGAAAAAAGAGAGACCAAACUCGACCUUUGACCCGCGUGGGCGAUGUCACGGAUGCCGGAUGGUUUGGGAGAGAACACAGGAAAAACCAAAGGGGAGCCUGACUCUUCCUCUCACACGCUCACAAUCUUCACUUUCUCCUUUGGUUCUGCGCAAGAAAUGGAGGAAGAGGAGCAGUAAGAGUGACAUGGAGGAGUGGGAUGGAGGGGGAAGAAAACUCACACGAAGCGUGAUGGAGGAGAGCGAUGAGGAGGAGGUGAGGAGGAGGAGUGUGUGCGGUAUCGUUGGGGAGCAAAGGGCCAAACGGGACAGGCUUGCAGACGAACUCUGCUCACACAAAGAUCACAACACACAUCCUAAAAUCUCAGUGGUGGUGUCCUCCAGCAUUGACUGUGAUGAUUUUGAGAAAGAGCAUACAGAAACGUCUUUGAACCAACAGAAGGAUCCUUUAGAAACAACACGAGGUGAUGAGAACGAAAGGGCCGCUGCUUGUGUGGUUGAGGAGAGCAUACAGACACUUCACCAUAUAGAGGACACAAAUCAAGAUGCACAGAUUAUAGAAACACAAGGACAUCCGGUUGAACAGAAGACAGAAAUAGACAAAAAUCAAGAUGAUCAGAACACAGAAGCACCAACAAAUCAAAAUGAACACAAUACAGACAAACAGACGUGUCAAGAUGAACAGACUGUGGAGACUGAAAGAAUUUUAGAGCCAAGUGAAGAAAGUACAUCACAGGAAGAAGACAUACAGUCUGACUCCAGUAAACAGGAAGAGGAAAUACAACCACACAGCAACAUCCAGGAAGAAGAUAUACAAACAGAACACUGCAAACAAGAAGAAGAAACAGAAGAUAGGUUGCCAAACCUCAUAACGACUGAAGAAAAUGAGGAAAAUAUUCCAGAGAAAGAGGUACAGAUACAUGUUGUUCAGGAGGAAGAGAGGUCUCAAACAUCUGGUGAUCAACAUGAAGAACAAGAACAUUCAGAAAGCCAGAGAGAAGAUUUGUUAAUUGACACAAUUAUAGAGGAAGAUGAGGAGACUCAGCUUAUUGGUGAAAACCAUACUGAUGCAGACAAGGAGGAAGGGAUUCAGCAAGAGUUUGAUCUUCUUCCUGAGGAGACCACAGAGAUAUCAGACCCUUCAAACAUGUGUGAGGAAAAAGAUGAUGAGAGACAACAUACAAGCUUUGAGGAGAGCGACAGUCACUCUCGUAGUGGUACAGAGACACUGCAACCGCCUGAAAUAGUGCUAACAUCAUUUUCUUUAAAAACUGAACAAGAAAUUGAAACUGAGCAUCUGGAUGGACCAACAGAUCCCCAACAGCAAUCCCAAUCAGGUGACCGAGAGCACAGUGAUGUGGAUACUACUGUUACUUCCAGAGAGUUGAAGCAUUGUCCAACAGAUUCCACUGUGGAGGAUACAGAAGGAUCUGACAACCCAGAGCAGAGUGAAGUGGAUUCUGCUGAUGACACCAACAUCCUUGAACCUCAGGAAAAGGGUGCAGCAUCUAGACACUCUUUUGCCAUAUGUGAUAAAGAAAUCAGUGAGAUUAAUCCUGAAAGCAGUGAAGUAAGUAAUUCACCUGAAUCUGAAAUCAUAGAAAGUUGUGAAAUCAAUACUGAUGAAUCAAGCAACCUCACAAACAAUGUAGAGGAUGAUACUGGUAGAUCAGUCCUUGCAGAAAGCAAUGAAACGCAUGCUGCUCCUGGAUCAGAAAGCCUUGAAUGCAACACAGUAGUUAUUACUGCUGAUUCUGGCAAACUAGAAAGCAAUAGUCUGGAAAUUGCUGUUGGAUCUGGCAACCCAGAUAGCAACAGUGUCCCUGUUACAAGUGAAUCCGGAAACCCAGAGCAGAGGGAAGUGGAUUCUGCUGAUAGUAAACAUGAAAACAAUGAUGUGAAUGUUACAACUGAAUUUGGGAACCUUGAAUGCACCAUGACAGAUGUUACCAUUGAAACUGAAAAAAUAGAAAGCGAUGGCAUGGAUGUUGCUGUUGGAUCUGACAAUCCAAAGAACAAUAUAACUGGUUCUCCUGUUGAAAACCCACAAUGUAAUGAUGUACAAAUUACAACGGGAUCUGGCAACACAGAGAACAAUAUAGUGGAUUCUGUUAUUGGAUCUGGCAACCCGGAUCACAAAGAAGUACAUGUCACAACUGAAUCUGACAACUCAGAGACCAAUAUAGAGCAAGUGACCACUGGAUCUGACAACCCAGAAUGCAAUGAUGUGCCACCUACAAGUGAAUCUGGCAACCCUGAAAACAAUAUAGUGGAUUCUGUAGUUGGAUCUAGCAAUCCAGAUUACAAAGAAGAUUAUAUUACAUCCAGUUCAGAAAACUCCGAGACCGACAAAGAGCACGUAAGCUCUGGAUCAGGCAACCCUGAGUGUAAAAACGAGGAUUGUGCCGCUGAAUCUGGCAACCCUCAUAACAAUGAAUGUGCAGUACCAGGAAACAGCCAGGGGUUAGAGUCACCCUCUUCAAAUUCAAUUUCAAAAUCCCCAAACCCAAAUGUCCCACCAGCUCACCUCAGCACCUCGCAGGUUUCCUAUCCCACAAUCCUCUCUGAGGACACCUUCAAAGAGCAACAGCAGCAAGAACUCACACAUUCAGAACAGACAACACCCUCACCGACUCAAGAAACAGUCCCUCAGCCCACCUCACCAACAAAGUCUGUUCCUCCAAAACGUCUGGGUCUGUUUAGCCGUCUCCGAGGGGAGACCAAUAAAACCCCCAUCCCCAAAAUCCUCAUCCAGGACUUUAGCGAGAAAGAGGAGAAGCUGACGGCAAAAGAGAGGCGGCGGCGAAAGAGAGACAAAGAGCGAAAAGAAAGAGAAGAGAAAGACAGAAAGAAACGAGAGAAGGAAAUGGAAAAGGACAAAGAAAAAGAAAGGAAAAAGCCUCAGCCAAGAGGAAAGAGCUUCCAGGUGCUCAGCAGGAAAGGUGCUGAUAAUGCUGAGACCCCCGGGAACAGUGACUCUCAGACGUCUCACGACAGGAGAAACUCCUUUUUCUGAAGGGUAUUUUAAAAUGAUCACAGACUCAAUCACAUAUUUGUAUUCCACAGUGGGAGUGAGAUGUUUUAAUGUGACUUGUGCAAUGAUUUGAUGUGGUUUGUUAUAUUCACAUAUUCACAUCUCUUGGUUUAAAACCAUAAUUAUUUUCAUAGAAAAAUAAAAUCAAGUGGAGACAUUUGU
This is a messenger RNA of Carassius carassius (crucian carp), 4156 nucleotides long. RefSeq names its product ecotropic viral integration site 5 ortholog-like. The transcript is spliced from 9 exons. The record is from RefSeq and is a predicted model, not a curated record. NCBI's taxonomy places the organism in Eukaryota, Metazoa, Chordata, Actinopteri, Cypriniformes, Cyprinidae. Bases 110 to 3976 code for a protein of 1288 amino acids.